Messenger RNA from Podospora anserina S mat+, 3603 nucleotides. RefSeq lists its product as uncharacterized. The record is from RefSeq and is a predicted model, not a curated record. Gene Ontology annotation, biological process: mitotic sister chromatid cohesion. Bases 1 to 3603 code for a protein of 1200 amino acids. Gene Ontology annotation, molecular function: ATP hydrolysis activity; ATP binding; double-stranded DNA binding. Gene Ontology annotation, cellular component: chromosome. The transcript is spliced from 4 exons. NCBI's taxonomy places the organism in Eukaryota, Fungi, Ascomycota, Sordariomycetes, Sordariales, Podosporaceae.
AUGCAUAUCAAACAGAUUAUUAUCCAGGGCUUCAAGAGCUACAAGGAACAAACCGUCAUCGAACCUUUCUCUCCAAAGACCAAUGUCAUUGUCGGGCGCAACGGCUCUGGCAAGAGUAACUUCUUCGCUGCGAUCCGAUUCGUUCUCAGCGAUGCCUACACCAACAUGAGCCGCGAAGAGCGGCAGGCUCUGCUGCACGAAGGAUCAGGCUCUGCGGUCAUGUCGGCCUAUGUCGAGAUCAUCUUCGACAACACCGACAAGCGUUUCAGCGAACCGGGCGACGAGGUGGUGAUUCGGCGGACGAUUGCCCUCAAGAAGGACGAAUAUUCCGUCGAUCGAAAGGUCCAGACCCGCGCAGAUGUGUUGAAGAUUCUCGAGACGGCCGGUUUCGCCAAGGAAAACCCAUUCUACAUUGUACCCCAGGGUCGCAUCGCGGCCAUCACCAACAUGAAGGAGUCCGAGAGGCUCAACCUUCUAAAGGAAAUAGCGGGUACCAACACCUAUGACGACCGGAGGAUACAGUCGCUCAAGAUCAUGGCCGAAACCAACAGCAAGCGCGACAAGAUUGACGAGACCCUGGUGUACAUAAAGGAGCGACUUAGGGAGUUGGAGGAAGAAAAGGACGAGCUUCGCGACUUUCAGGACAAGGACAGGGAACGCAGGUGUCUCGAGUAUGCCCACUGGCAUCGUCUGCAAAAGACCAAUGCUGAAACUCUUGAGCAAGUGGAGGAAGCCAGGCAAGGGGGGGCAGGGGCCUCUACGAAAGAUCGCGCCCAACUCCGAAAGACGGAGAAGGAGAUUGCUGUUCUGGACCAGAAGGCCCACGAACUCAGACAAGCUCUGGAGUACCUCACUAUCGAACGGCGUCAACUGGAUGACGACCGCAAGGACGCGGCUAGGGCGCGUGCCAAGGCCGAGCUGAAGACCAAGCAUUUGGACGAGAGCAGGCAUGUCCGCGAACAAACACGACAAAGGCAGGAAGCCGAGCUUCAGGAGGUCAGGCAAAAGAUUCAACAAGCCGAAGCAGAGCUCGUCAGAGUGCAGCCCGAAUACGAGAAGCUGAAGGCUGAAGAGGCUGAGAUCAAGACUCAAAGAGACUCUGUUGCUGCUGGGCGAAAACGACUCCUUGUCAAACAGACCAGAAGCAGUCAGUUCAAGAACAAGGCGGAACGCGAUGCAUAUCUCCGCAAUGAAAUCCAGGAGGCGACAUCAUCUCUCGGUCUCCAAAAAGCGAACGCCAUGGACGCGAGGGAGCAAGUUCAGCAAGUGGAAAGUUCACUUGCGCAGCUUGAACAGUCCAUUCAGCAUAUCAGGGCCAGAAUGGAAAGCUAUGGAGGCAACCGCACUGCUCUUUUUGAAAAAUUGACCAAGGCGCAGGAGGCCAGGGAACAGCUUGAAGAGGAACGAAAGCGGCUUCGUCGUGAGGAUGACCGACUCAGCUCGCAGAUCAGCAGCACCAGGAUGGACAGAGACCAAGCAGAAACGCAUCUCUCACAUGCUAUGGAUUCGGCGACGUCCAAGGGUCUUGCCACUAUUCGAAGGCUUAAGCAGGAGAAGAAUAUUCCCGGCGCUUACGGGACGCUGGCAGAGUUGAUGAAUGUGCCGAUGGAUGCCUACAAGCUGCCAGUGGAACAGGUCGCAGGAAACAGCCUGUUUCACUACAUCGUGGAUGACCAGGCCACAGCGACGAUGCUGUCUGAUCACCUGUAUAAGAAUUACGGCGGUAGACUUACCUUUGUGCCCCUCGAACAGAUUCGCCCAAGGCAGGUUAAGAUGCCGAGGGCGUCCGACGCCCAGCCCCUCAUCAGCAAGAUUGAGUUCGACCCAUUAUAUGAGAAAGCAUUCCAGCAAGUAUUUGGCCGGACCAUCAUCUGCCCAAGUCUGGCUAUCGCUUCUCAGUACUCACGCUCACACGGCCUUGACGCCAUCACUCCCGAAGGCGACACAACCAACAAGAGGGGUGCAAUGACGGGUGGUUAUGUCGAUGCCAGGAGAUCACGUCUGGACGCGGUUCAAAAGGUCAGCAAACUGCGUGAGAUCUACGAGGCACAGUUGGCAGAUGCUGCCAAAAUCAGAAAGGAGAUCGAGGUGAUAGAUCAGAAGGUCACGGCAGCAAGGGGCGAGGAAACCAAGAUUCAGCAACAAAUGCGCCGCUUCGACCAGGACUAUGACCCUCUCAAGGGCGAGCUUCAGAGCAAAAAUUCGCAGCUUGAACGCCAGCGGGCUCAUCGCGAGUCUGCAUUGUCACACUUGGCCGAAGUGGAGAAGAACAUGAAGGAGUUGGACGAUUCCAUUCUGGCAUCGCAAAACGAAUUGGCCCAGGACUUUAAGAAGACCCUGUCAGCGAGUGAGGAGCAAGAGCUCGAACGCCUAGGCAAUGAGUUGAGCGCUCUGCAGAAGGAGUUCAAGGCGAUCAGCACAAAGCGGAUUGAUCUUGAAGGUCGCAAAAAGUCUCUUGAGCAGGAGCUGAACACCCAUCUCCGACCUCAGGAAGAUCAACUUCGAAGCCAGGCUUUCGAGGCCACGACGGCAGGUGGUACUGAAAGCUUCAAAGACGCUCAGAAGGAACUCAAGAAGGCUCAAAAGCUGGCGGCGGAGGCGGAGGCGUCUUUGGAGGAGAACGAGCAGCAGACGGAGCAGACAAGCAGUGAGCUGACCCAGGUAGAAGCUCAAAAGGCGCAAAAGGAACAGGAGCUCCAGGAACUGCAAAGGCGUAUUGAGCAAUACCAGAAGAAGAUGGAGAAGGCCAUUCAGACGAGGGCUCGCCUCAUCAGCCAGGCUGCUGAGUAUGCCAAGAAUAUUAGAGAUUUGGGUAUUCUGCCUGAGGAAGCUUUUGGCAAGUAUGAGAAGAUGAAAUCCGAGCAGAUCGAAACCAGACUUGCCAAGGUCAACCAAGCCCUCAAGAAGUACAAGCACAUCAACAAGAAGGCCUUUGAUCAGUACAACAGCUUUACCACACAGCGAGACAACUUGCUGAAGCGCCGGAAAGAACUUGAUACCUCGCAGGCCUCUAUUGAGACGCUCAUUGAGCAUCUUGAUCAGGAGAAGGACGAGGCCAUUGAGCGUACCUUCAAGCAGGUGUCGAAGGAAUUCUCCACCAUCUUUGAGAAGCUUGUUCCAGCUGGUCACGGACGUCUUGUCAUUCAACGCAAGGCGGACCGUGCCAAGAACAGAGCUGCGAAUAAUGACUCGGAUGAGGAGGUUGUCAGUGGGGUUGAGAGCUAUACUGGUGUUGGCAUCAGUGUGUCUUUUAACUCGAAGGUCAUGGACGAGCAGCAGAAGAUUCAGCAGCUCAGUGGUGGUCAGAAGAGUUUGUGCGCUCUAUGCUUGAUUUUCGCCCUCCAAGCGGCAGAGUCCAGCCCGUUUGUCAUCUUUGACGAGGUCGACGCCAACCUCGACGCACAGUACCGUACGGCAGUGGCCAGUCUCUUGCAGUCGAUUUCGGAGGAGCAAAAGACGCAGUUUAUCUGCACGACUUUCAGGCCGGAGAUUGUGCAUGUUGCUGACAAGUGCUACGGUGUGACGUUUCACAACAAGACGAGCACGAUUGACUGUGUGAGGACGGAGGAUGCGCUCAACUUUGUUGAUGGGCAGAAGAAGUAG